Cynara cardunculus var. scolymus (artichoke) is the source of this 2841-nucleotide messenger RNA. Its product is annotated as TMV resistance protein N-like. The record is from RefSeq and is a predicted model, not a curated record. The coding region runs from base 1 to 2841 and encodes 946 amino acids. Gene Ontology annotation, molecular function: ADP binding. NCBI's taxonomy places the organism in Eukaryota, Viridiplantae, Streptophyta, Magnoliopsida, Asterales, Asteraceae. The transcript has 7 exons. Gene Ontology annotation, biological process: signal transduction; defense response.
AUGGGAGAUGGUAGUGGUGAUGGUGUAACAGUAGUAGUGGUUGUGGUGACGUUGGCGACAGCAGUGGUGUGGGUUACAACGAAGGUGGGUGAGGGAGAUGGUGGGGGUGGGGGUGAAGGCAUCAAUGGUAACGACGGUGUUGACAACCCUCGUGGUGAGAUGGAAUAUAAUGGAGAUGUUUUUUUAAGUUUUAGAGGUUCCGACACUCGUUAUAAUUUCACUGAUCACCUCUAUAACACGCUUCUGAAUGCUAACAUCAAUACCUUUUUGGACGAUGAAGAGAUUGAAACCGGGCUAUCUUUGAAACCGGAAUUGGAGAGUGUAAUCAAAGCAUCCCGAGCUUCUAUUAUUGUGUUGUCUCAAAAUUAUGCUUCGUCGACCUGGUGUCUUGACGAAUUAGUAUUGAUUCUUGAACAACUUAGGAAGCCAGGCUAUAUUCUUAUCCCCAUCUUUUAUCACGUCGAGCCCACUGAUGUCAGGAAGCAACAAAAUAGCUUUGGAGAAGCAAUGGCAAAGCAUAAAGAGAGGAUGGAGACAGAGACAAAUGCAGAUAAAAGAAGUCAAUGGGCUCAAAAAAUAGAUCUAUGGAAUAAAGCACUUACACAAGUUGCCGAUUUAAAAGGAGAAACUGCAAAGGGCAGGAAAGAGACGGAGUUGAUUGACAAAAUUGUUACCAGCAUCCGUCGUAAAUUAGGUGUACGCUUAUGUAGUACUCUGCCACCCCUUAUCGGCAUGGAUUAUGACAUUCAAUUCAUUACCUCUUGGUUAAAAGAUGGAUCAUCUCAUCCUGYUGACAUCCUCACAAUUUGGGGCAUGGGUGGGAUCGGGAAAACUUCAUUGGCCGAAUAUGUCUUUAGGUUACACCGUUAUAAAUUCCAAAGGAGUAGCUUUAUUGCAGAUAUUAGUAAGAAAUGUGCUGAAAAGUUUAGUGGAUUGCUUGAUUUGCAAAAACAAAUUUGUCAUGACAUUUCAAACACGAGUUCAAUUCAAGUUCAUCAUGUUUCCGAAUACACCUCUCAGAUCGAGAAUGCAAUAGCUCGUACAAAGGUGUUUGUAGUUCUUGAUGAUGUUGAUAGUCUCGAUCAUUUGGAUGCAUUAAUUGGGAAGAAAGGUUUUCUUCCGGGAAGCAAAAUCAUAAUAACGACCAAGGAUGCAUCGUUGACAGAAAAGUAUGAGCUAUUCAACCAGAUAGUUCAACCUAAGCAUACAAAGCACUCACUUCGAGGCUUAAAUGGUUAUAAUUCACUACARCUUUUAAGUUUGUCGGCAUUCAAACCCAACAGUCCAAAGGAAGGUUAUGAAGAUGUUUCAGAUACACUUGUUGAGUAUUGUGGGGGACAUCCAUUGGCUCUUAAACUUUUGGGCAGUUCUCUAUUUAAUAAAAAUGUAGCUGUAUGGAAGGAUUACAUAGAAAAGCUAAAGGAAGAACCUAAUUCCAAGAUUACAAAAGUCUUGCAAAUGAGCUUUGACUCUUUGCCAUCUACAGGAGAUAAGGAACUGUUUAAGCACAUUGCUUGUUUUUUUGUUAGAGAAGAUAGAGAAUCAACCGAAACAAUAUUAAAGGCAUGUGGGAUCCACACAGUACUCGGGAUUGAGAAUCUCAUUGAUAGAUGCCUUCUUUGGAUAAGUAAAGAUAACAAGUUAAUGAUGCAUCAAUUGCUUCAAGAGAUGGGAAGAGAUGAAGUACGCCAAGAAUCACCAAACAAGCCAUGGAAGCGUAGUCGAUUAUGGUGUCAUGAGGAAUCAUUCAAUGUGUUGGAACAAAACAAGGGUUCGGGAAAACUUAAAGGCCUCGUUCUUGACAUGGAAAUGCUUGUGAAAGAGGACAUAUGUGAAUUGUUUGAGUUGGAAACAGAUGCAUUGAGUAAGAUGGAUAAUUUAAUGCUACUACAACUCAAUUAUGUGAAAUUCAAUGGAUCUUAUAAGAAUUUCCCUAAAAAAUUAAGAUGGUUGUGUAUGCAUGGGUCCCCUUUAAAGUCUUUACCUUUAGACUUACCAAUGGAGAAUAUGGUUGUGCUUGACAUGUCUUACAGCAAUUUGGAAUCUUUUGACAUGUCUGAUGGUAACCCACAACCUGGGACAAGGCAAAAGUUAAGCGGCUCAUGCUCAAAAGGCAAACAGUUGCUUCGAUCAUUGAAGAUUCUUAAUCUGAGUUUCUGUGAACAGCUUCGGAGUGUUGGUGGAUUUUCUGAAUUCCCUGCACUUGAGAGGUUAAUACUUUCAAAUUGCUCAAGUUUGAUUGAGAUGGUUUAUGAAUUUGGGAUAUUCAGCACAUGGUAUGUGGGGAAAGAGAUGCCAAAUUGUGUAGGUGAUAGAAGGUGGAAGGGGUCAUCAAUAUCAUUUACCAUCCCAUCAUCUCCUUGCAACCUUAGAGGCUUGAAUUUCUUCUGCGUGUUUACAAGUGGAGAGUUCAUAACAAAUGACGGAGAGUUCUUAGCUUAUAUUCCACAUAUAAGGAUUAGUAAUAUAACAAAGAUGUGCACCUGGAUCUAUGAUGUUCCAGGGUUUUUUGAAGGAAGUAGAGAGGGUAUAACAUUUUCUAGCCAUUGGAUGUUUGGGAAGAAUGAGAUGGAAGAUGGUGACCAAAUUGCUAUUUCCAUAAUUUUGGGGCCUCCUUAUCCUAGUAUAAGGAAUACAAUGGAAAGUGGGGUGAGUCUUGUGUAUGAUGAAGAUGGAGAUGAAGAAGAUGUGUUGGGUUAUUACAAGUCAUGGAAUCAUAUAAUUGGUGGGGAUCUCUCUCCUUUUCAAACUACUACUCCUGGAGAAUAUUGCCUACAAUCAUACCGCUUUAUUGGUGUACAAACUUCAUGGCCUGAUUAUAGUUAUGUAGGUAGUAGGUAG